This is a messenger RNA of Dicentrarchus labrax (European seabass), 609 nucleotides long. Its product is annotated as gamma-crystallin M3-like. The transcript has 3 exons. The coding region runs from base 1 to 603 and encodes 200 amino acids. The record is from RefSeq and is a predicted model, not a curated record. Gene Ontology annotation, biological process: visual perception; lens development in camera-type eye. Lineage: Eukaryota; Metazoa; Chordata; Actinopteri; Moronidae. Gene Ontology annotation, molecular function: structural constituent of eye lens.
AUGUGGAAAUACUACCGCUGUGUAAUGUAUAAAAAGGACAAAGACAUUUGUUUGACUUCACGUUGUUUUUUGCAGAUCAUAUUCUAUGAGGACCAGAACUUCCAGGGUCGCUCAUAUGAGACCAGCAAUGACUGCCCUGAGCUCACCUCCCACCUGAGCAGGUGCAACUCCUGCAGGGUGGAGAGUGGCCUCUUCAUGGUCUACGAGAAGCCCAACUUCAUGGGCCAUCAGAUGCUGGCAAGGAGGGGCGAAUACCCAGACAACCAGCGCCUGAUGGGAAUGAAUACGAGCGACUGCAUCAGGUCCAGUCGCAUGAUCCCCAUGCACAGGGGACCCUUCCGAAUGAGGAUCUAUGAGAGGGAGAACUUCGGUGGCCAGAUGCACGAGCUGAUGGACGACUGUGACAAUGUGAUGGAUCGUUUCCGCAUGUCUGACUGCCAGUCCUGCAACGUGAUGGAGGGCCACUGGCUGAUGUUCGAGCAGCCCAACUACAGAGGCCGGAUGCUGUACCUCAGGCCAGGAGAAUACAGGAACCUCAGAGAGAUGGGGAUUAGCAACAUGCCAAAGUUCAGCUCCAUCAGGCGCAUCAUGGACUCCUGUUAAGUCAAA